Aureobasidium namibiae CBS 147.97 is the source of this 1521-nucleotide messenger RNA. RefSeq lists its product as uncharacterized. The transcript has a single exon. The coding region runs from base 1 to 1521 and encodes 506 amino acids. Lineage: Eukaryota; Fungi; Ascomycota; Dothideomycetes; Dothideales; Saccotheciaceae. The record is from RefSeq and is a predicted model, not a curated record.
AUGCGCGUUACUCAGGUUAUCGCUACUCUUGCGCCUAUCGGCCUUGUCGCCGCCGGUCCACUACACGGUCAUCGCGGCCAUUCGCAUCUCCAUCAUCUCCACCAUCGCUCUGUCAACAGCACUCUUUCCAACUCUACCACGACAGAUUCUGCCAAUUCUACGAUCUACGCUGAUCACGUUUCAUACGAGACUUCUACAGUCAAUGUCGUUGCUAACUUUGCAGAUGGUACUGAUGCCAACUUUGCAAGCUCAGAAGUAGCAUCAAGCACCAUCUCAGAACCAACUUCCUCCACAACUGCGCAGUCAGAAACUGCUUACUCAACAUUGUCAUUCACUUCCGAUGGUUCGUAUGCGAGCGGGUCUCCUUCGAACACAUCAUUGGCCUUGACCGUUUCAAGUGCUAUUCCUUCCGACGCAUCUAUUGCCAUCCUACGUGCUGUCGUAGCCACAACUCCUACCGCUGUCGGCGCACUCUCCCAGACUGUUGAUACCACCACCAGUGUUUCUGUCGACACUGUCUACAACACUAUCACUGGAGCCAACGGAGCUGUCACCACCGCAUCUGCAAGCGAGAAGACUGUCACCGUCACGGACGUGGUUACCAACUAUGUCACCGCCACCUUCUCGGCAUUGGCACCUUUCAAGGCUCCUGCCAUCAAGGUCGCUGCCCUCUCUUCUGGAUCCUCUUGUGCUGCCAUCAAGACUAGCAUCGUCUACCUUCCCGCCAGCCAGUCGCCAACUCUUGUCGCUGGAGGUACUGCUUCCAGCAAAGUGUCUUCUGCUACCUCCAAGGCUACCAGCCAAACCACAGUCAGGUAUGUGUCUCAGUCUGCUUUGAAGUCAAGUUCUUCCUCCCUAAAAAAGUCGAGUACAUCUUCCAAAAAGACGAGCACCACUUCCAAAAAGCCUAGCACUACAUCAAAGAAAGCGAGCAGCACCUCCACAAAAUUGAGUACUCCUGCCGUGAUUUCUUUGGCUACCAAGAAAGUUUCAACCACAAGCAAGAAAUCGAGCACAUCUUCCAAGAAGACCACUGUUUCCUCUGCUAAACAGGUCACCAGCACUGCAUCUACCAAGAAGGCUACAACUUCUUCGACCAAGCAAGCCACGACGUCGACCAAGAAGGCCACAACUUCAUCCACUAAGCAGGCCACUACUCUGAUCUCCUUGACUUCUCUGGCUCAGAAGGGUGUUACCACCAAGAGCGUUGUCACGACUUCCAGCAUUCCUGCCCACGUAUCGAGCAACGUUUACCAGACCACUUCAUCUGCCAAGUCAUCGACCAAGAGUGCCGCUUCUUCUUCGAAGGCCAGCUCUUCCAAGGCCAGCGCAUCUUCUUGCGCUGCUGUGGCACCUCCUGCCUCGACUCAAACUGGUAUUGUCUCUGGUUGUACCAAGUGGUAUACUGCCAAGUCUGGUGAUUACUGCUAUGCCAUUGCUUCUGCAAAUGGCAUCUCUACCGACACCUUUAUGUCUUGGAACCCUGCUGUGAAUGCACCCUCUUGCAACAACAUCCAGUAA